Messenger RNA from Archocentrus centrarchus (flier cichlid), 2330 nucleotides. RefSeq names its product TGF-beta activated kinase 1/MAP3K7 binding protein 1 (gene tab1). The transcript has 11 exons. NCBI's taxonomy places the organism in Eukaryota, Metazoa, Chordata, Actinopteri, Cichliformes, Cichlidae. Gene Ontology annotation, biological process: protein dephosphorylation. The record is from RefSeq and is a predicted model, not a curated record. Gene Ontology annotation, cellular component: cytosol. Gene Ontology annotation, molecular function: protein serine/threonine phosphatase activity. The coding region runs from base 33 to 1553 and encodes 506 amino acids.
AUGAAUCGUGAACGCAACGAGCUUCGUUCAACAUGGCGGCGCAGCGUAGGACUUUAAUGCAGAGCCAUCAGAGCUGGACGGAUGACCUGCCUCUGUGUCAGAUGUGUGGGGUUGGCACAGCACCCAACUGUGUUUACGGCCCUGAUGGCAAAGGAACUCAGAGCCACCCCAACGAGGACGGACACCUCAGGUUCAGAGGUGAGGAUGGCUGUUUCCUGUACGGGGUGUUUAACGGUUAUGAUGGCAGCAGAGUGGCCAAUUUUGCUUCCCAGUGUCUAACAGCUGAACUGCUGCUGGGGCAGCUGAACUCCGGUCACACAGACAGCGACGUCCGCAGGAUCCUCACGCAGGCCUUUGAUGUGGUGGAGAAGAGCUACUUUGAAACCAUAGACGACGCGCUGGCUGAGAAGGCUAACCUCUCCAACUACCUCCUGCCGCACAACGAGAAUGUUUCAUUCCACCAGCUUUCUCCUCAGAGUCAGAAGAUGCUGGAGCGGCUGAAGGAGCUAGAGCAGGAGGUGUCGGGAGGUGCUACGGCUGUGGUGGCGCUCAUUCUCAAUAACAAGCUCUACAUUGCCAACGUUGGUACUAACCGAGUCCUGCUGUGCAAGUCCAGCAGCGACGGCCAGAACCAGGUGCAUCAGAUCGGUCGACCGCACAGUACUGACAACGAGGACGAGCUGCAGAGACUGGCUGCACUGGGUUUGGAUUCGGCUCGUAUAAGACAAGCAGGCCAGAUAGCGGGACAGAGCAGCACCAGGAGACUUGGAGACUACCGAGUCAAAUUUAACUACAACGAGACUGACCUGCUCGGUGCGGCCAAGGCAAAGCCAGUCAUUGCGGAGCCAGAGAUUCAUGGCGGCCAGUCUUUGGAAGGCAUCACGGGCUUCUUGUUGCUGAUGUCAGAGGGUCUGAUAAAUGCCCUCGAGUCCGCCCACGGUCCCGAACAGGCCAAUCAGGAAAUUGUUGCCAUGGUAGCAGCAGAACUAGCCCAGCAGACCAGUCUGGAGGCGGUGGCUCAGUCUGUGGUCGAGCGAGUCAAGCGGCUUCACCACGAUGUCUUCGUGUCCGGCCGUCAGAGGGCAACUUACUGUUCUCGACACGAAGACAUGACCCUGCUCAUCCGCACGCUCAACUACCCACUGGCCGAUGCAGCGCUCACACCCACGCAGGGUGGUCGUAUCUACCCCGUGUCUGUGCCCUACUCAAACAGCCAGAGCACCAGUAAAACCAGUGUCACCCUCUCACUGGUCAUGCCCUCACAAAGCACCCUGACCAAUGGAACCAACACGGCCUCCACUUUGGAGGAAGGCACCCCCACACCAGGCAGUCAGAGCCCCACGGCCACUCUCCAGUCCACCAACACCCAGACACAGAGCUCCAGCUCCAGCUCAGGAGAUGGAAGCCUGUUCCGCCAGAGGGGGAGUCAAGCCGCGCAGCCAGACGAGACGGGCAGGGUCCCGCCGUACGUGGACUUCAGUCAGUUUUACCGCCUGUGGGGAAGCGACCAUGGAGAUGGCCAGAGCAGCCAAGGAGGCCUGGGACCACAGUGAGGCAGACCGGGGAUAGCGGCAAAGCAGGCACAUGGAUUUUUAAAGGGACAAAGAUUUCUAGAAGUGGUGGGAUGACUAAUAUUAUGCUGUUAAUGUAUCAUAACUACAAAUAAGUGACCUAAAGGUGCAUGGGGAUGCACUUUUCAACACUUGGCAAUCAGCUGGGGUGGAAAGACAAUGAAAUGCUGAGAAAAUGGUGUCACUUCACACUCCAAAUUGAUGUCUGCGCAUCUGUAAUAGACAAAGGAUCAUGAGUGAAUAAAUGUAAUCCAGAUUGUCAGAUGUAAAAAAACAAAACAAAAUGUGAAUCUCAUGGAACAGGGAGUUUGUGGAGUUGUGAGUUGUUAUACUGCAAGGCCUUAAAAUGGAAUGAAUGAAUGAAUGCUUUUUUUGUGAUGACAGUAUCACCAGAUUAAUCAGUGCAUUCUGUUGGCUUUACUCUUCCCAAAUAGUUCAUCAGUAGAUGAACCUCAAAGAGCCAGAAGAUCUGCUUGUAUGGUAGUUAUGACCAUAGCUAACUAGUAACGAGUGGCCACACUAUAGUUAUAUUUUUGGUUGUAUGGUCAUUUCUACAUGUCCCAGAGGUUUAUUCUUAAUUCAGGGAUUAACAGUUAAAAGUCUAAACAUAAGUAAGAAGAUUUUAGGGAGUUCAUUAUAUUAGUUUUAACCAGCUACCAGCAUUGUAGCUGUGAUGGUAACUAGUAUUCAGCAGCUUGAUUUAAAGUGGACAUAUAUGGAGUAAGAAUACUGUCAAAAAGGUGUGUGCACAAUUCUAAC